UAUUCAUACUUAAACAGAAAGCUAUAGGGAUUUAUCUUGUGUUCUUUCGCAAGCUUAAGCCAAUGUGUGCAUGCGUAGAGAUAAGGAAACCAAUUUUACCAUCAAGUUUUCAAAUGUUUCUUUAGAGCUCGAUGGUUUGGUUCAUUCUUAUUUGGCUUUCUCUAAAACCAAAGAGGCUUUGUAUGCUGCCACGGAAGCGAUGGCAAUGCCUCAAUCUCAAUCUGCCAAGGCGCUUUUUGCUUUGGCCGAGCUCCAUGUUUUUGAAGGUCAAAAUGGAGAUGCUGUGUCUCUGCUUGAACGAUAUCUCAAGGAUUGGGUUGACGACUCCCUUCACGUUAAACUUGCACAAGUAUUUGCUGCCACAAAUAUGCUUCAAGAUGCUCUGUCACAUUAUCAGGCUGCAUUGAGGUUAGUUCGUUCUGCCACUGGUUCUGCAAUGUUCUCAACUUUGGAAGACGGAAAGAUAGUGGAAGGUCUUGCUGGGGUUCCAAAUGAAGGGAGAAGAAUACAAGUUAUUUUGGCUUGAUCAGCAAGAAUUUGUUAGAAUGGCAGCACGGAUUGGGGCUACAAUUGUACCAUUUGGAGUUGUUGGAGAAGAUGAUAUAGCAGAAGGAUGAGUCAAGUGGGGAGGUUGGCAGCCAAGCUAGAGCUCUUUGUGCCAGGACUUUUGCCCAAGAUACCUGGGCGCUUCUACUAUCUGUUUGGGAAGCCCAUAGAAACAAAGGGAAGGGAAGAGAUCCUGAAGGACAAAGAAGUUGCAAAGGAACUGUACUUGCAGGUAAAAUCUGAGGUUGAAAGCAGUACUGCAUUCUUGCUUAAGAAGCGUAAGGAGGAUCCUUAUAGGAGUGUUAUUGAUAGAACACUAUAUAAGGCAUUACAUGCUCGAUCCUUC
Molecule: messenger RNA, 892 nt
Organism: Alnus glutinosa
Lineage: Eukaryota; Viridiplantae; Streptophyta; Magnoliopsida; Fagales; Betulaceae
Product: anaphase-promoting complex subunit 7-like
Exons: 5
Coding region: 71-526 (151 amino acids)
Cellular component (GO): membrane
Molecular function (GO): protein binding
Source: RefSeq, a predicted model, not a curated record